AUGAAAAGUGAAGUUACUAUAGAAGAAAAUCGAGAUAAUCCUGAGGAUGGACCCUUAGGAUUAUUAUCAGAAUGUGUUAAAGACAAUGCUCAGGUUCUUAUUAAUUGUCGUAAUAAUAGAAAAAUAUUAGGAAGGGUUAAAGCUUUCGAUAGACAUUGCAAUUUAUUAUUAACAGAGGUACGUGAAAUAUGGGUUGAAGUUGUAAAAGAUAAAAAAAAAAAAAAAAAAAUUAAUAAGGAUAGAUAUAUCAGUAUAUUAUUUUUAAGAGGAGAUUCAGUUAUUUUAAUUUUAAGAAAUCCUAAAUAA
This is a messenger RNA of Plasmodium adleri (nom. inval.), 306 nucleotides long. Its product is annotated as small nuclear ribonucleoprotein Sm D2,putative. The coding region runs from base 1 to 306 and encodes 101 amino acids. Gene Ontology annotation, molecular function: RNA binding. The transcript has 2 exons. Gene Ontology annotation, biological process: RNA splicing; spliceosomal snRNP assembly. The record is from RefSeq and is a predicted model, not a curated record. Gene Ontology annotation, cellular component: precatalytic spliceosome; U2 snRNP; U1 snRNP. Lineage: Eukaryota; Apicomplexa; Aconoidasida; Haemosporida; Plasmodiidae.